Messenger RNA from Cryptotermes secundus, 2230 nucleotides. It is a transcript of the gene Rint1, whose product is annotated as RAD50-interacting protein 1. Gene Ontology annotation, cellular component: Dsl1/NZR complex. The record is from RefSeq and is a predicted model, not a curated record. Gene Ontology annotation, biological process: endoplasmic reticulum to Golgi vesicle-mediated transport; retrograde vesicle-mediated transport, Golgi to endoplasmic reticulum; regulation of ER to Golgi vesicle-mediated transport. Lineage: Eukaryota; Metazoa; Arthropoda; Insecta; Blattodea; Kalotermitidae.
GGAUUUGAAACAAAAUGUUGUGUACAAAUUAAAUCUUGAAUUCGGAAAGGAUAUCAAAUCUAUCGAGAAAAGCCAUGAUUUAUAUAAGAAACUUCAAGAGGAGAAAAAUUCUAUAGAAAAAUCACUUUCACUUGCUAGUAGUGAAGUACCUUCAAAAGUGAGUGCAGCUGUGAAGGGUGUUGAAGAUACCAGUCUUGAAAUAAACAGACUCAUAGACAAGUUUGAUGCUCUUAGCUCAGCUGUUGGAAAUCAGCUUACGAACAGUGAAGGAAUAGCCAUUCAGCUACAAGAAUAUAUCGAUAAGAUAGAUCUUUUAGAACGGACUUUAGCAUAUUUGCAGUGCAUCAAAACCAUUGAAGACAUAAGCAAAAGUCUGGAGUCUUCCUUAGCAGAAAAGGAUGAUCUUAAAUGUGUAGAACUAUACGUGUCCCUGUGCAGUCAGAACAAAGUACUUCAGCACUCAAAAUGCCAGCAUCUGGUGUCCUUUGUUAGUGAUACUGUACAUUUCUGGCACAAUCUACUGAAGCAGAAGUUUUCCACAGAGUUUGAAGCAGUACUGAAAGCGAUAAAGUGGCCGUUUUUGAACGUCGUAGCCACUCCACCACCAGAUGCCCUUCAUCGAUUCCAGCUUUUUACAGAAUUUCUGCUCAAGCUACAACUGCCUGAAGAUCUCUUGCCUCAACCAGUAGUUACAUCUACACUUUUGACAGAUUUUGCUCCUUUGUGUCUACCCAUUUCCUUGUUGAUUCGUCCACUAAGGAAACGAUUCCUGUUUCACUUCUAUGGGACAAGACAGACAAACCGUCCUGACAAGCCAGAGUGGUUCUUCACACAGAUACUGACAUGGAUACGGGAUCAUGAGAAGUUUGUGAGCCAGUGGGUGCAACCGGUGCUGAAUAUGAAUAAUAUGCACCCCAUAUCGGCUAAGCUGGAGAUGAUGCGUGGAUUGGUACAACUGGCAGUGGAGAAGCUUCACUCAGAGCUGCCACAUCUAAAGUAUGAUGAUACACUCUUCUCACAUACUGUUGAUGAGACACUUGGGUUUCAUCAUGAGUUACGUGAGAGUUUUGGUUACCCAUCUUCUCAGCCAAGUGUCAUUGGUGUUCUCACUCAAGCACAGAUUUUUGUAAAAUGGAUCCAUAUGGAGAAGAAAUAUGCAAGAGAGAAGAUGGAUGCCAUACUAAGCUCAGAUACUGCAUGGCUUCCAUUAGGAACUCCAGAACUUGAUGAACUGCGAGUCACGGAAUGUGGUGAGAGUUUCCUCACCCUGCUGCUCACUAUAACAGAACGAUACAGCAGUUUACCCCAGCCUGGGCAUCGGCUACAAUUCUUGGAACUACAACUAGAGUUGCUUGAUGAAUUUCGAGUUCGGUUACUGCAGCUGUUACACGAAAACUUAGACCCACUCAGCCCACGUUUUAUAGCCAUCCUCAACACCAUCAGCUACCUGGCAUCAGUCUUACAAGAAUGGGGUGGUCUCACGCACUUCCUACAGCUGCAGUAUUAUAAAGUCCAGUUCGAUAACGCUAGUACAAACCAAGGAACUGGUAGCUCAGAACUGGAAGGUCUCCAAGGGACAGUGUUUGAUGACAUAUUGGGACUUAUGUUGCGAAUGAAGGAUGAGCUCAUAACCUCUUUGUGUGAAGCAGUGAUGAUGGACAUCAUGGCUCGUAGUCGUGAGUACAGGAAAGACAAGUGGUUUGCAAUGCCAUCACCAAAGGAACUGGUAAACCCAACAGUGACGCCCAGUGUGUGCCUCAUGUUCCAAGUACUGGCCGAACGACUUCACCAACUACAAGAACGGCUAUCCGUUCCACUGUUCAGUGAAGCUUGGCAGACACUUGCACGUCAACUUAACCAGUUCAUCUAUGAAGAAGUGAUACUGCAGAACAACUUCAAUGAGGGUGGAGCAAUGCAGUUGCAAUAUGAUAUGACACGGAACAUGUUCCCACUUUUUGGGCAGUUCACUCAGAAGCCAGACAUCCACUUUCCUCAGAUAAAAGAGUCGUGCAUUUUGUUGAACCUCUCAAAAGGAUCUGCCCUUCUUCUAAGGGAUACACUCAGGUCAUGUCUGACAGAUGAUGAACUGGAGGGUUUACAGGAAGAAGAAGUGCUGUCAGAAAUUGGAGUUCACCGACUUGAUGCAAAAAAAUCCAUUGAUGUCCUGAACCUUCGCACAGAUCUCACACACAUUUAAUUUGUCACUGGUGAACAUGACUCAGUACUACUA